Molecule: messenger RNA, 1283 nt
Organism: Sinocyclocheilus rhinocerous
Lineage: Eukaryota; Metazoa; Chordata; Actinopteri; Cypriniformes; Cyprinidae
Exons: 8
Coding region: 1-1137 (378 amino acids)
Biological process (GO): stress fiber assembly; cell motility
Molecular function (GO): actin binding
Source: RefSeq, a predicted model, not a curated record
AUGGCGGCCUGUCUGGAGGAUGAAGCCGAGCGCAGAGCCGUCCGGAGAGCGCCGUACCUGCGCCGCACCGGGAGAUCCGUCAGCCUCCGGACAGGGUGGAGGCAGUAUGCAGUACGCAUCAAUAAACGCUUCAAACACUUACAAAUGCUUCAAAUGAGCUGCAGUCAUACACCGCGUUUUGGGCAUGUUUGGGGCUCAGAACUGCUGUGCAGACAGGCAGCUCGCUGGGAUUUGAGACACGGCCCUGAGCUGCAGUUCCAGUGUGUGGCCCACAGGAGGCGUAAGGACCGGCGUUCACUGCGCAUCUCAUCUGAGCUCGAGACUGAGAGCGCGUUCAUCGUCAUCAUCCUCAUCAUGUCUUCGGCGGAUCACACAGUCAUGCACGGCAUCUGGGGCAGUCACGCACCCGCGGGGAACGCGAUGGAGACGCCGAAGAACAAGGGCUUCAGCCUGAUCAGGAUGAUGUCUCUGAAUUACAGGAAGGAGAAGAAUCCGCAGCAGCAGCAGCAUCACAACAACAUGCCCUUCUUGAUCCACUGCCACAUCGGCAAAGAGAUCAAACACAUAUGCAGCAACUGCAGCCGCGGCAGCCACGCGCAGCACGCAGAGGAGCUGGAGAACCUGGCCUCCGUUCACGCCGAGACCCUGGUGUCCGGAUCACACUGCAGGAGCAGGCUCGCCUCUCUGGGACGCCUCUUCAAACCCUGGAAGUGGAGGAAGAAGCAGAGCGAGACGUUCAAGCAGAGGUCGACCGCUCUGGAGAGGAAGAUGUCGGUGCGUCAGAGCCGAGAGGAGCUGAUCAAGAGAGGAGUGCUGAAGGAGAUCUUUGAGAGAGACUCCAGAAUCACGGCUGUGACGCCGGCGGGCCGGAUGCAGAACGGACUGCUCUCAGACUGUGAGCGGACCGCGGAGGACAGACAGAGCACCGCCGCCCUUGACUUCCGCGUGUCUCUGGAUGGAGGCGUAUGUGCUCAGGACAACACGCUCAAGUCGCUCACGCUUCCUCCCAAGAAAACCGUCACCUUCCCCAGUGACCUUCAGGAGCCGCCCGCCAAACCUCAGCUCAUCCACAAACAGCCUCCCGCCCUGCCGCCCAAACCCUUCUCCAGACUGACCAAUCACAGCACAGACACAUGAAUGCUGUCGUCAUGUGAAUGUAAUCUUGUCCAUACACUGCAGUGUGAUCUUCACGAGCGUGAUGUUGAUGCUCAGAGGAUUGUGGGUACUUUUGCUGAUGUGCUGUGUGUGUGUCUGUGUCUGUAUCUGUGUGUGUCUGUGUGUGU